AUGGACACGUUCUGCAUCAAAUCAUCCGCCAAUUUCACUCGCAACUCAACCUACCAUACAAAUCUCAACACUCUUCUCACCACGCUUAGCAACCAAUCAUCUUUCUCUAACUAUUAUAACCUCACCACCGGUCUAGCUUCAGACACUGUCCAUGGAUCUUUCUUAUGCGUAGGAGACGUCAACAGAACAACCUGCAACACUUGCGUCAAGACCGCAUCAAUCGAGAUCGCCAAAAACUGCACCAACAAGCGAGAAGCAAUCAUUUACUACUACGAUUGUAUGGUUCGCUAUUCGGACAAGUACUUCUUCUCGGACUUAGACACAUAUCCUUAUAGCUUAUGGUCCUCUGAUGAUUCAACACCUAAAUCAUUAGGUAGCUUUGGGGAAACGUUGUCUAAGAAAAUUAUGGAAGUUAUCGAUUUGGUCUCUUUGCUAUCGUCAUCUUUUAUACCAUAUUAUCAAAUGGAUGUGACACAAUACGAAGGAUCAUAUGAUCUUUCGUCCAUCGCUCAGUGUAAUCCGCAUUUGGAUGCUAUAAACUGUACCGUGUGUCUCAAGAUUGCGUGGAAAGAUAUAACAGAUUGUUGUAACAAUAGUCGCUGGGCUAUGACUUUUAGUCCUGACUGUUUCGUCAGUUUUGAUAUCUCAACGACGUCGUUCCUCCCGCCGCCGCCGCCGUCGGAUAAACAGAAACGUAGCGAUUCCUUCUCCAUUAGAGGAAACAAUGAAAGAUUUGGGGAUAUGGUUGUUGCUGUAGCUGCUUUGGUGUUUGCAUUUUUGGUGAUGCGUGAUCUUGAUGAGCUUCCUUCGCGAGUGAUCCACAAAAUUUCGCUAGGAGAGGAGAGUGAAGCUAAUGGCGAUAACUUGAUGAAAUAA
Microthlaspi erraticum is the source of this 876-nucleotide messenger RNA. NCBI's taxonomy places the organism in Eukaryota, Viridiplantae, Streptophyta, Magnoliopsida, Brassicales, Brassicaceae. The record is from the annotation of a GenBank genome assembly.